Armigeres subalbatus is the source of this 1543-nucleotide messenger RNA. RefSeq lists its product as uncharacterized. Bases 654 to 1169 code for a protein of 171 amino acids. NCBI's taxonomy places the organism in Eukaryota, Metazoa, Arthropoda, Insecta, Diptera, Culicidae. The transcript has 2 exons. The record is from RefSeq and is a predicted model, not a curated record.
GCUGCUGGUCACCCAUUGAGAAGCGUUUAUAGAGUUUGGAAUGUCGCUGCUACAGGGCGAUACGAUCUGCCAGCACCGAUUCGAGCCAACGCAGAGACGACCCGGAGUUCAGAGUCCGCACCACAGUGAGUGUGAGUAGUGCUUCCAGUAUAUGCGUCAGGGUUAUUGCUAUCGCGUUGCAGUGAGGAAGCGUCUAACCGUGAGGUCGUCGUUUUUCGGCGAAUUUCGAUUGACAAAGUGUGAUUUCGCUUAUCUGACAUCUGUCCGGCGAUACCGGUGACAUUAAAAGCUAGCAAUUUGAUGUGUUUGAGGAGUUUCUUCGGCAGUAGAUUCAAACGUAGGCGAAGGUAAUGAAAGUGAUGAUCACCACUUCGGUCGGAGCAUAAGAGCAACCACUGCAACGAAUUCGAAGAAGAAGAAAACGACAACCACGAAGAGGACAUUGGAGAGGAUCUUGGCCAUAGGAAAGCUUGUUGGUAGUCUCAUGCAGUUACAAUCUAGCAGCCCCUUUACUGCAGCAGGAAGAACGAUACUCAAGGGGUGAUUUUGGGUAGUGUGUGCGUGUGCGUGCUGUGAAACGAACCGUCUUGCCCACUGAAGUGUGUGCAAAGCGUGUAAAUACAAGAAUCUACCAUAUCAAAAGCUCGGACAAGAUGCUCAAUAAACAACUUAUUUCGUGGGUUCUACUUAGCGGAUUCGUGACCGUGUGCUGCUCAGCUGGUACUGGCAGCUCCGGAGGGGGUCUCUACAACUAUGGCGGUUUGUCUGCAGCGAACAGUGCUCCUUCAGCAGCUUCUUUCUCCCGCAAUAUGUCUCCACAACGAUUCUACAUGCCAGCAGGACUAGGCAACCCCGAAGACCCGAACCGAUACCGAUCGACGACCCCCAGCCAGCAAUCUACGGCCGCUCCCAAAACGAACCGCAUCUCCGCCUGGGGGAUCAUCUCGAUCGUGAUGUUUGUGAUCAUGAUCGGUGCCGGAGCCUACUGGGGCUUCAUCUGCUAUCCUUUGGUGUGCAAAAAGGAGCGAAACUACAACAUGAUGAUGAACAUGUCCUCCGCAACGACUGCCACCCCCACCAGAUCUACCGAGUUCGAGAAACUCGAAAACUACUGCUCGAAAUCGACGACCUCCAGUCGGAGCAACGACACCGGAAUCAGCAAUAUAUAGAUGAUCAUGUGACCCAGGUCAGGCAUUGCCACUACUAUUAGCUGAUAAGCUCAGAACACCCUAUCGUUCCAACUACUUCCCCUACAUCUUCGGAUGCUGGCAUAAGGAAAUAAAUAGCUUAGGACUGUUCUAUGCAAAAAUAAUCCCAUUUGGUUUGCCAUAAGAAUAGAAAUUUGACAAAAUUCACAAUCUACAUAGUGAAAUAGACGAAGUGAACAAUCAACAAAAUGUGAGAACAAUUAGUAUUAAGACCAAGCUCGAAUUUCGACUUAAUGAUAACUGAUAAGAGACUGAUGAUCUUGAUUUAAUGUACACGAUAGUAUUACCGGUUGUAGAAAGCCACAACCUAAUAAAAUUUUCAAUAAAAAUCGAAA